Messenger RNA from Pyricularia pennisetigena, 192 nucleotides. RefSeq lists its product as uncharacterized. The record is from RefSeq and is a predicted model, not a curated record. The transcript has a single exon. NCBI's taxonomy places the organism in Eukaryota, Fungi, Ascomycota, Sordariomycetes, Magnaporthales, Pyriculariaceae. Bases 1 to 192 code for a protein of 63 amino acids.
AUGUACAACCACUCAGACGCCAGCUUUGAUGCUGCUGCUUCCGAGAUACGACAGCUAUGGACAAUGCAAGAGGAGCAGCGCUUCUUGCCUCGACCUGUCGCCUGCCUCGCCCUCGUCGAGAAAAUUGAGCUGGUCGAGGAGCACGCAGGGAUUACAUACGUGCGCAAGAACGGGCAGUUAAUUGAUGAUUAG